AUUUUUAUAUUGUUACGAAUAUAUCUAAAAAUAUGGAAUUUAAGUAGAAAUUUAUUUUAUCUACUAAGUAUUAUAACAAGUAUUCUUUAAAUAUUCAAUAAAUGCCGCAGACACGGAGUGCUUGGAGGUUAGUCGUAAAAAUUGGUAAAAAAGAAUAAUGAAGAUCUAUCAGACUAACUCCCAUUAAAUAGAUAGCAUACGAAAUAAAGCAUGAAUAAAAUUACUGUUCGUUAAGGGGCUGAAUGUUUUCAUUUGGAGAGGGGUUCGAAUCGCAUUUCGAUUCAUAGCCGAUACGAUGACUCCUUGAUGGUUUCUACUUUUUCUAUCGGGUAAAAUGGUCUCGUUAAGUUCAAGUAUCCUUACCAAGACAAUGAAGUAGGGUCGCUCGUUACGACGAUUAAUUCAAGUCUAGUCAAGCAUUUGUAUAAUACAAUCAAACCAUUGUAAACGUAAAUGUUUUUGCACAUUUUUAACGAAUGGAAAUAUGUCAAUGAUAUGUUUGAAAAUAUUAGGUUGUCAGAAAAGUUUCUUUCGUUUCAUAAGGUGAUAUUAGAUGAACAACAAUUUCUGUUUUACAUUAUUUUAUUGAAUUAGGUAUGAUCCAUUUCGUUAUAUUUCUAUUAUUACGUUCGUGCAUAAUUCGAUAAACUAAUAUGAAACAAAAAACAUUGUGCGUCUAUUAUUUCCUUAUAAAACGAAAGAAACUUUUCGUACAACCUGAUAUAUUCCAAUAAGGUGGGUGGAACAACUGACCACCAGAUGACAGUAGAGACUAUUUUUCAAAUAUUUUGAUAGAAUUUAAUUUAAUUUCUAACCUAUUUCGAGAAUUAUUUCUAAUACAAAUAAUAUGAAUGUCAGAAGAAAAAAAAGGUAACAUGAUAAAUACAAUUUUAAGGUAAAGUAACAUCUAAUGAGAACAAAUUGAAUAAAAUUCUAGAACUUCAUAAAUCGAUUUUAGAUAAACGAGAGUAAUAUAGUAACUUUAAAUGAAAUAGACAAGAUGAUGAAGGUUGAAGCACAACUCUGAACAUGUCUUCAAGAUUAAUGAUAGAAGUUUUUAAUCAAAGUAAAACUUUAUUUAAAGUGAUGUUUCUUAAAGAUGAUUAUAAUAGAGCAUAUCAAACGAAACUAAGCUUAAUUAACAUUUCAUAUUGUGAUAGAUACUUCACAACGGAUAUUUCUUAUAAUUUAUAACGAAGAAGGAGAUAGUGAUUAAAAGUUGAGCAAGUAUUUUAUUAGAAGCUGCAAGCGUUGGGCGUUACACGUAAUUUCGUGGACCGAGAAUCUUUUAAAAUGAUGAAAUGAACGGUAUCCAGAUCGAUCGGCGCAGGUAUACCUAUUAUGGAUAUUGACCUGAAUAUCGAGCACCAUUAAGUGGGGUUUGUCCUGACUUCAUUGAAUAAACACACCUUUGUUAAAUUACCGAUAUGCUUUCGAGAUAAAAGUUCUCCCGAUCCAGCGACUGCUGUCUAAACAAUUAAGCCAUGAAUACACAUUGGAAAAAUUAUUCUGAAGCUUAUACAAGAUACAAGGAUAUAGGACUUGGAAUUAUUUGCGAUAAAAUUAUUGGAAAAACAUCUUGCAGCUUAAGUUGACCGAGUGAAGGAAGUGCACAAACAAGAAUUGUCAGAAAAACCGCAAACGUUGUAAUUCCAUAUAAGCACGUGUGAAUCAUGAGUCGAACUAGUGACAAAUUAUGGCGUCAUCUUGGUACCAGAAUUUGCUGAAUAAAAUUAAAAGAACAUAGAUCAAAGAAUCAAUAUUAUUGAAUAUUUUUAGAAAUAUAACUUUUGAAUGUACGCUAAUAAUGUCACUAUUGGCUGUCAUAAAUUUCAUCGACAUGAUAGUCCUUUAAUAUUAAUAGCGAUAACUUUUUAUCGAACCGAUCUCAUUGAUGUCGAAUUACGGAGAAAAUUAUAACGAUCGACAGAGUUAAAUAAUGCCCACCAUUAAUAUUUAUGUCAAUCCGAAAGUAAAAUAGCAAAGUCAUCGUGCCGCAGUGAAAGAUGAUCGAUAUUUCCUCUUGGAUACUUUACAUUAAUAUAUUCUAAGAUGAAAUCGUGAUUUACGGAUGGAAAUAGCAUUAAGAAGAAGAACGAAGAAAAUGUAAAUGUUGACAAAAAGAGAACUAUCCUCUAUUAUAAUCUUCUUCUACGUGAAAUGUUGUGAUAGAAAAUAUGGAAGAUAUUUAUGAUAUUCGAAGAACGCCUGGGAAACGACAUAGUAUGUGAUCUACGAUUCAACAACAUAGCCGAGAUACGACCUGGCUCCUUCCACAGUCUAUCCAACUUACACACGCUUCUAUUGAACGAUAAUCGCAUCAAACACCUCUUACCAAGAACCUUCGAAGGUGCAUCAAACUUAAGGAUCCUCUAUCUAUAUAAGAAUCGUUUGGAACGAAUUUCACCAGGGGCAUUUUCCGGCCUGCCAAACUUAGAACAACUAUAUCUACAUUUCAACCAUCUGAAAGAAAUUAGAAAGGGCACAUUCAAUGAUUUGCCAUCGUUGGAGAGACUUUUCUUGCAUAGCAACCUACUGCAUCACCUACCAGCGGACGCUUUUCACAAUGUGGGACCCAUGACACGUCUUCGUUUAGAUAGCAAUGCUCUCGUUUGCGACUGUAAUUUGGUCUGGCUGGUGCAGAGGCUUCAAAACAAACCAUCAGAGAUGGCAGCCUUUUGCCAGUCGCCCAAUGAGAUGAAGGGAAGAUCGUUGACAAGCAUGUCGAUGAACGAUUUUCAUUGCACUGAGCCACGCAUAAUGAACGGUCCCCAGGAUGUAGAGGUCAGGCUGGGAGGGACCAUCAGCUUCACCUGCGAGGUAAUAGGAGACCCGAUACCGGAAAUCAAGUGGAUGCGGGACUCUAAUGAAGUAUCCGCCGAUGGGAACCGUUAUGUGAUCGAGGAUGAUGGAACAUUAAUAAUAUCAGAUGUAACGGAACAAGACACUGGUGAAUACGAAUGCAUGGCCAAGAGCGAAAUGGGCUUCACGAAAUCAAGAAAGGCCAGAGCAGUAAUCACAGUAUCACCAUCCUUAAGAUUUACCGAGUUGCCUGAGUCACAAACUGUCCAAGUUGGAGUAGAUGCUUCUUUUAUCUGUAAAGUGGAUGGUCGUCCUGCACCAACUAUUCAGUGGUGGAGAAAUGGUCAAAUGUUAGACGUUGGUGGUCGUAUCGCCAUAGAAGACGAAGGAAGUUUGUUGAAAAUAUUUGCUGUAAAAGAAUCAGACUCAGCUAGAUACGUUUGCCAAGCGAAAAACUCUAAUGGAUACGCUGAAACAAGCGCGGAUCUGAGGGUAGUAGAUGAGUCUUAUAGUCCUCCUAAGCUAACGUAUGAGCCACACGAUAUGGAAGCGGAAUCUGGAGCCAUUAUAGAGAUCCCCUGCAGAGUAGAAGGCUUUCCUAAACCCGUGAUACAGUGGAAGAAGGAUGGUACAGCUGUCGAAGGGUCUAGAUUUCGUGUAUCGCGCGGGGGGAGCUUGUAUCUUUAUAAUGUUACUGCUGCCGAUACUGGAAGAUAUGAAUGCUCCGCCGUGAACCAAUAUGGUCGAGCAACCGCCCAGGCGUUGGUACGCGUUCGCCAGCCCGAGGCAGCAGAUGUUCUUGUGAUCAGAGCCUUCAAAGAUGCAACCGAGGAGAUCGAUCGAGCCAUAAAUAACACGCUGAUAGAUCUUCUUAGCGGAUCUGCGCGGACGAAUCCACUGAGACUCGCGCGUUUCCCAGAUGCAGUCGGCCGCGCAGCUGCCAGACCUGCUGAAAUUUUCGAAAGAACGCUCGUAAAUAUACGACGAAUGGUAAACUCUGGCCUGAGUGCGAACACCAGCACUGAAUUCCGAUAUGAGGAAAUUCUAACGGCGGAACAGGUUAGAGAAAUCGAAAGGUUAUCUGGAUGCACAGGCCACAGACACCGUCAGAAUUGCACAAACAUGUGCUAUCACAAUAAGUACCGUAACAUAGAUGGCAGCUGCAACAAUUUACGACAUCCAACCUGGGGUUCUUCCUAUACUGGAUUCCGUAGAGUUUUACAACCAAUUUACGAGAAUGGAUUUUCAUCACCAGUCGGUUGGGAAAGAAAUCGCCGUUACUAUGGAUAUCCGAAACCUUCCGCGCGUCUAGUUUCCACAACGCUAAUAACCACUCAUAACGUAACUUCAGAUAGUGGAAUCACGCAUAUGGUAAUGCAGUGGGGUCAGUUCAUGGAUCAUGACUUAGAUCACGCUCUUCCAUCAGUUUCUAGCGAAUCAUGGGAUGGCAUAGAUUGUAAAAAGUCUUGUGACAAUGCUGCACCUUGCUUCCCCAUGGAUGUUCCACCCGGUGACCCUAGAGUCAAUAAUAGAAGGUGCAUUGAUUUUAUCAGAACGAGUGCAGUUUGCGGUUCUGGUGCAACCAGUUUAUUAUGGGGCAGUCUCACUCCUCGAGAACAAUUAAAUCAGCUAACCAGCUACAUGGAUGCCUCUCAAGUAUAUGGUUACGACGAUACCUUAGCCAGAGAUCUCCGUGACUUGACCACAGAUCAUGGUCUGUUGCGAGAAGGGCCAGCAAUUCCUGGCCAUAAACCUCUUCUGCCAUACGCUAACGGUCAAUUCGUCGAUUGCAGGAGAAAUCCUGUAGAAAGUUCGAUCAAUUGCUUCGUAGCCGGAGAUAUCAGAGCCAAUGAACAAGUGGGCCUUCUAGCAAUGCACACGAUAUGGUUACGCGAACAUAAUCGCAUAGCUCGCUUUUUACGUGAUAUGAACCCUCAAUGGAAUGGGGAAAAAUUGUAUCAAGAAGCUAGGAAGAUCGUAGGUGCAGAGAUGCAACAUAUUACAUAUCAAUACUGGAUGCCUCAUGUAUUUGGUAGAACUGUAGAAGAACUUUUAGGUUCGUAUCGAGGUUAUGAUCCUAACCUCGAUGCUAGUAUCUCCAAUGUUUUUGCUACCGCAGCUUUAAGAUUCGGUCAUACAUUGAUUCAACCUCAGUUGCAGCGUCUUAACGAAUCUUUUCAACCGAUUCCCCAGGGUCCUCUUAAGCUAAGAGACGCCUUCUUUUCGCCAUGGAGAUUGGUCGAGGAAGGCGGCGUGGACCCUCUUAUGAGAGGAAUGUUUGGCACUGCCGCAAAAUUGAAAUUACCCGAAGAAAAUUUGAACUCAGAACUGACGGAACAAUUAUUCCAUACUGCCCAUGCGGUGGCUUUAGAUUUAGCUGCGAUGAAUAUCCAGCGGGGCAGAGAUCAUGCACUGCCAGGUUAUUUAGAAUGGCGACGAUUCUGCAAUAUGUCUUACGUUGAAACUUUCGAGGAUCUAGCCGGUGAAAUUCGCAGCGCUAGGGUUAGACAAAAAUUAAGAGAACUGUACGGUCAUCCUGGGAACAUAGAUGUCUGGGUUGGUGGAGUACUGGAGGAUCAACUGCCUAAUGCCAAACUAGGACCACUCUUCCAAUGUAUUUUGUUAGAGCAAUUUAAACGUACUAGAAAUGGCGACAGAUUUUGGUAUGAGAGUCCGACUGUUUUUAAACCAGAACAACUCGCACAGAUAAAACAAACGAGCUUAGCUAGGAUCCUAUGCGAUAAUGGCGACAAUAUUAACAGAAUUCAACCGAAUGUGUUCUUACUGCCCGAAGGUGAUAAUAAGUUCGUCACCUGCGAUGAGAUUCCAUAUGUAGACUUAAGAGUUUGGUCCGAAUGUUGCGAUGGAUGUGAAGAUCAGAGUAACACAAUUUCGAGAUUCAGACGUAGCGCAGCCAAAUAUUUGCCAUCGCAAAAUAGUUUCUCUCUGAAGGAUACAAAUACACAGAGCCAGAGUGAAAAAACAGAAUAUUUAGAGAGAACAAUCGAAGAAACCGAGCAGGAGUUUAGGAAGGUUAUAGAUCUUGUAGAAUCCUUGUCUCAUAAGAUAAAAGAACUGAGAUCACUUUUAGAGGACGUGAAGAAAUCGAAGUAGAACAAUAGACGAUGUACCAUUGUUCCAACGCGCGUCCAAUUUAUCUUAAAUUCGCUUCGUAUUAGAUAUUCAUUAACGUUUCACGUUUAUUACUGUACAUACACGAAGUAUAGAAGCCCAAUUGGGUUUAUUAGGAGAUUAGCUGUUUAUUGCUCUCCUGUCAGAUUCGAAUUCGUUAUUUAGAUAUCUGUUAUUAUCUCUAGUCUCAUAUUUGAUACAUUAAUGGUACUAAAAAGAGCUUAAUGAUAUUUAUAGAAGCAAUAAUAGAGCUUAAAUCGCACUGUUGUCGAUCUCCCACUUUUAUCAUUUUUGAAGCUGCAGAGAGUCACAUAUUGCUUUAAUGGCAUAAUAUAGAUACAUUUCAGAAUUGACAUAAGUAAAACGAUAAAAAUAUUUUAAUUGUAUCCUAUGCAAUAACAUUUUUCUUUUUUAGCAAUGAAAAGAUUUACAUAUCACCUUGCCCUCUUUCCUUUUACGUAGAUAAUACGUAACUAUCGUAUCAACUAGCUAUUAAUGAUAUGCACAAAAUAAUUUUAUUAACAAGUUCUAUAUUUAACACAAAGUUUAAAGGAAAACGAACCAUAAAUACAUUUACUACUUAAUAUGUACAGUUUUGAUAUUGAUUACUGUUAUGUUGAACGCUUACAUUUCUAUGAUCAUGUGCCAUGUGUUUGUUUUAUAUUAUGUACAUGUUAGCUCCUAGCAAAUUUGUAGGAGUAUUGUAGAAAGUGUUUAUUGAUUCAUUUCAGAAAGAUCUAAAUUUUUGGAAAUAUGUAUUAAAUAGAAAUAUUCAAUGAAAACUAAGGAUAGAUCAAUGUUUGAAGGAUAUCAUAAUGCAGCAUCCAGUAAAGAAAUUGUAUUCACUUGUGUAGCUAUAUAAACAUAUACACACUAUAUACACAUUGAAACAUUACUGGAACAUAUUCAGGUUUUAUAAUAUAUCCAUGUACUAAAGUAUUCUGUUCAUUAAAUAUUAACACUAUACAACAAUA
Bombus huntii is the source of this 6908-nucleotide messenger RNA. RefSeq names its product peroxidasin homolog (gene Pxn). Gene Ontology annotation, molecular function: heme binding; peroxidase activity; protein binding. The coding region runs from base 2191 to 5916 and encodes 1241 amino acids. The transcript has 9 exons. Lineage: Eukaryota; Metazoa; Arthropoda; Insecta; Hymenoptera; Apidae. The record is from RefSeq and is a predicted model, not a curated record. Gene Ontology annotation, biological process: response to oxidative stress.